Molecule: messenger RNA, 528 nt
Organism: Ostertagia ostertagi
Lineage: Eukaryota; Metazoa; Nematoda; Chromadorea; Rhabditida; Trichostrongylidae
Source: the annotation of a GenBank genome assembly
AUGGAAAAUUUGAGGUUCCUGCCCGACAUGCUGAAACUCUACCUAUCGUAUGGUGCUGAACUGAACGUGCUGCCGUUCUGCACGCAGUUCAUUCCGAUCGAAGUCAUUGAGGCCCCUAAAUAUAAGAGCAUCAUCUAUCAUCCAUCCAUUCUUCCAAAGCAUAGAGGAGCAUCAGCGAUAAACUGGACAAUAAUUGAAGGCGAUGAGGAGGCUGGACUGAGUAUCUUUUGGGCUGACGAUGGCCUCGACACCGGGCCACUUCUGUUGCAGAAGAAGUGUAAAGUCGAGGAGAACGAUACGUUGAACACACUCUACACCAGGUUUUUGUAUCCAGCUGGUGUUAAAGCGAUGGCAGAAGCGGUGAAUUUGAUAGCAGCUGGAAAGGCCCCACGUAUUGUUCAACCAACCGAAGGAGCUUCUUACGAACCGUACAUCACAGCCAAACCAGAGCUUGCCGAGAUCGACUGGAAAAAGACACAGCAGCAAUUACACAACUUUAUCAGGGGUAACGACAAGGUAACCUUUUGA